ACCUGCUACUGUAUUAGCAGCUGCACCUGCUACUGUAUUAGCAGCAAAACAACAAACUGCAUGCAUGCAGUUUCUCAGUGACUUUAAAACAUCACCUCCACUAUAAAACUUUUUCUGAUGCUCCAAAUACAGAAAAACGUUCCUUACCAGGGUUUUUGGAAUAAAUAAAGAUAUUAGAAAAUAAGUUUAAAUGUUAAAUAAUAGUUAACAUCACUUAAAUGCAACAGCAAAUUCUCAUUGCUACUGAGCAUUUUCUCCACUUAUGUGGUUAUGAUAUAAGGCUGUUGCUGUAAUUGGGAAGUGAACUGUGCUGGGCCAAACUAGGAGAAUAUUAAGAUUUUCUGAGGGAAAGAGAAAAACAAUUGUCUACCUUUCAGAAGAGGAACUGGCAAGAAUCUACAUGGAAAAUAUUUGAAAACGUUUGUUUUUAACCCCAAAUUGAACAAGUUUACCUAGAUCUUAAAAAGCAGUGAAGUGUAGCGCCAGUGCCCUAUACACUGGCACUACCUGGUAGCUGUUGCGGGUGGUCUUUACGUGUGCUUUAAGCUACAAGCAGCUCAGAUGAUGAAACUGCAACUAUGAUUCUGAUAACAAGCUAACAAACUGAGCUAGCUCCUCUAAGAUAACCGGCUAGCAGAGCUUCUGACUGGCAGUUUAUGUGCAGCAGCAAAUCAACUAUCCUGAUUAACAAGGUUAUAAAAGCUCAUAAAUGAAAAAUCACUUUGAUGUGUGGGGGAACUUUUCCAGGCCCUCUUUAGCUGGGUGGGACUGGGAGGAGAGUGCUGUAGCCUUUUAGCUGGAAGCUAACCGGAGCCUGGGGCUAACAUCACCACCCGGUGGAACACUAGCGACGUGAAGGUGGGUUGGUUCACCGGCACGUGUCGGAGUCAGCCCGGUUAUUAUCAGCUGCUUAACGACACCGAGCGAACUCACGUUCACGUUUGAAAGCAGCGCUGAUUCCAGAAACCUCAGCACAAAGUGUGUUUGUUGCUCUGAGCCAGCAUGACGAACAAGGGAACGGCGCCUCUGACUCAGUUCGGGUGUUGCUUUCCAUCCUAAGGUCUAAGUAGGGGGCGGGCGUAUUACGUAAACGGACCUAUCUGAUUGGCCGCAUAUCAGAAGGGCUCCAUUUGAUUGGUCAAAUAAUAAUUCAGCGUAAAAAAACAGAGCUGGUUUACAAAAAGGUGAUGUAUGACACGGAUGGAAAUGUUGAACCAAACAUUUAUCGCCAUUUUUGACGUGCUUUGCGAUGGGCCUAUCGCACGUCCUGUUAUCCCGAUGACGAUAAUUUUUCGAUAUUUGUGCAGCCCUACUGAACAUGUUGUACUUUUGAGAAUGUCUCUGCUCCCUCUAGUCAGUCUGUGAAGUUGUUGGCAUUAUUAGAUUUUUUUAUCCAAAUGAAAUCUAAAUCUGUUGGGCAAACGCUGUUUCUAAGUGCACAUGUCUCGGCUAGAGAGGUCCGGUGGUGGAGAUGGAGAAGUGUGCCGUCCAGGUAGGAUGUGGGGCACGGUGCAAAAGCUUGGUCAGGGGAAAGCCCGUGUUUUGUUUUCAACUGGUUGGAAAUGAUGGAUAAAGCUGCUGACACCACUGGUUUGGCAUUUAUCAAUACUGAUUGUUUUUCAUUGUAGUGACGGCGGCGUGUAAGGCCACACACGGGUCAGCAGAAAAUAGUGGACCAGCAGCAGUUAUGGGAUGCUGAGAGUUCAGAGCGGCAUUAAUAAGCUGUGGUUUUUCUGUUUUCACAAAGCAACGCUUCUAUUUAAUCAAAGUUUUUUUUACCAAAGUGUCCUUGUGACCAAAAGAUCAAAAGGUGAAGAUCGUCUUUGGUAAUCUCGUGUGAAAAGGCCUUUUCUGCUAAAGCGACCCUUGUCACUAAGGCAGGCAGAAUGUUCCAGCUCCCUGUCAAUAACCUGACCAGUCUACGAAAAGCAAGGAAAAAUGUCAAGAAGGUCCUGGGAGACAUCGGCCUGGAGUUCUGCAGAGAUCACGUUGAGGAUUACAAAGCUUUUACCCCCCCUGAGGUGUACAUUAAGCACACAAGCUGGCAAGAUGUGUGCAUGUGGGAGCCGUCGCAUACCAAAGUCCAGGACUACAGAUCAAAGCCUUUCUGCUGCUCCGGCUGCCUCUUUUCAUCCAAAUAUUUCUCAGCUUACAAGAGCCACUUCCGCAAUGUACACAGCGAGGACUUUGAGAACAAUAUUCUGCUCAAUUGCCCUUACUGCACUUUCAAUGGCAACAAGAAGACUCUGGAAAUGCACAUCAAACUUUUCCACAUGCCCAAUAGCGCUGUGCGGCAGGGCCCCGCUGGUAUGGCGGCAGGGGCUGGCGGCGUCACGAUGAAGGACGGUUUGCUGAAGAGAACCGGAGAUGGAGUGGAACAGGCGGUGUAUUACUGCAAAAAGUGCACCUACAGGGACCCUAUGUACAAUGUAGUGCGAAAGCAUAUCUACCGGGAACACUUUCAGCAAGUAGCUCAUCCCUAUAUCGUCAAACCAGGCGAGAAAACAAAUGUCCAGAAUGGUGGUGUGGCAGGAAACUCUGAGAGUACUAAUAAUACAAACAAUGUUUUCAGCAACCAGAUUCACUGCAAGAAGUGUCUCUUUGUUCCUCGGACUUACGAGGCGCUCGUUCAGCACGUCAUCGAGGACCACGAGAGGAUUGGCUACCAGGUCACUGCAAUGAUUGGGCACACCAGUGUGAUUGUCCCUCGAGCUAAACCAAUUAUCAUGUUCCCUCCCAAAGCUCAAGGAGACAAGACCAUCAUUGGAAUGGGCCCGAAAGGUGCAGUAAUGGCCACUACAAGGUCUCCUGUCUCACAUCAGCUGGGUCGAGCUAUUGUUGGAUCAAAAACGGUCUUUAAUGCUCAUAGCCUUCUGUCUGGAAUAAAACACGAGGCAAUCGGAUUAAAGCCGGGAGUUACUCAGCCAUUCUCUCUGGUUAACCACCAGGUAAGGGCUUCUCUGCCUGGUAACGCCCAGGUAUCUGUGCCACAGCAGUCACACGCAGCAAAGCAGCUCGUUUCUGUUGGUAACCUGCGAAGCCCGCUUAUCGCUGGUGCUUCUUCCUCUCUCAAAUCCAACCCUCUAGGCUCACGCGUUCAAGCUGCUGCCACCACCGUAGCCUCGGUCACCGCUAAGAAAGGCGGCUCGUCUGUCCUCGGCACAUCCUACACUCAGAAGUGGAAAAUCUGCACUAUUUGCAACGAGCUCUUCCCCGAAAAUGUUUACAGUUCUCAUUUUGAGAAAGAGCACAAAGCAGAGAAGGUGCCUGCUGUGGCCAACUACAUCAUGAAGAUUCAUAACUUCACCAGCAAAUGUCUCUACUGCAACCGCUAUCUCCCCAGUGACACUCUGUUGAACCACAUGUUGAUCCACGGCCUCUCCUGCUCGUAUUGCCGGGCGACUUUCAAUGACGUUGAGAAGAUGGUGGCCCACAUGCGUUUGUCGCACCCAGAUGAGAAGGUUGGCCCUCGCACAGACUCUCCCUUGACCUUUGACCUCACCCUGCAGCAGGGCAAUCCCAAAAAUGUCCAGUUGAUUGUCACUACGUACAACAUGAAAGACGCCCCUGAGGAGUCUGUGGCAUUUCACGCUCAGAACAGCACCACCUCUGUGUCAUCGGCACUGUCUGCGUCUUUAAUGUCAGGCAAGCGGUUGAUACCUCAGCAGCCACCCAAAACGCCUUCUGGGCUCCAUGAAAGUACUCCAGUCAAAAGUCCUCCACAAGCCUCGGUGCCCUACAAGAGAGAUGUAGGGAAAACACUAUGUCCUCUUUGUUUCUCCAUCCUCAAAGGUCCUAUCUCAGACUCGCUGGCUCAUCAUCUGAAGGAGAGGCACCAGGUCAUUCAGACAGUCCACCCUGUGGAAAAGAAACUGACCUACAAGUGUAUUCACUGCUUGGGGGUUUACACAAGUAACAUGACCGCCUCCACCAUAACUCUGCACUUGGUACACUGUCGGGGUGUUGGGAAGUCUCAGAAUGGACAGGACACCCGGGCAGCUCCUUCUUCACGGGUCAGCCAGCCUCAGAGCAGUGUCCUGAAACGGCCCAGUGGUGAUAGCUCUGACACCAAUGCACCAAAGCGAAGAAGACCUCCAGGUGAAAGGGCCCAUCCACGGGACAUGAACGGUUCCUCCACGUUUGAAGAAAAUCCAGAUGAACCAGUGGUACUGGCCCUUGACCCCAAAGGCCAGGAAAACCAGUCGUACGAGUCCAGGAAGGCUUUUCUGACACAGUAUUUUAAUCAAGCUCCAUAUCCGAGACAACGAGAAGUGGAGAAGCUGGCAUCCAGUCUCUGGCUGUGGAAGUCUGACAUCUCCAACCACUUUGUCUCCACACGGAGAAGAUGCGUAGAGGAAUGUGAAACCCAGCGCGCUAGCGUGCUGUUGGGAUUCAGUAUGCAUGAGCUCAGCAAACUGAACCAUGGCCUGGCUUUGGUCACUGACGGAGUGUACGAGUGCAGGCACGGCAAAAGCCGGACAUCACAGAAUCGACUGGGAGUAUCGGAGCAGGCUCUUCAAAGACACAGGGACCUUUUGGCUGCUAAUGGUGGACCAAGUCUACAGCAGGUCAAGAUAUCUGGGAUUGUGGAAGGCACCAGAGGAACGCUGUCUGCUCCAAACACCAUCGGUGUCAGCGGAGAUCAAACCAGGACAAUCAGCAGCACCUUAGCACAGAAAACGCCUCUGGACCUUUCUGAGCCCAUCGCCAUCAACUCUGACAGUGAUGAGGAAGAGCAGCAGAUGGUUAACAAGGAGCCAGUGAAAGAGGUCCAUCUCUAUGGCAACCAGCAGCCUCCUGAAGCCGAGGAAAACCUGAACCCAAGAACGGACAUGAAGAUACCUUCAGAUCUGGAUGACAUGUCUGACGAUGAUGACGACGACGACGAUGAUGAUGAUGAUGAUGACGAUGAUGAUGAUGACGAAGAACCUGUAGAAAAUGGCUUUAGAGCCACAGACGGCUCAGGAAUUCCAGCUGCUAAAGGAAGGGACUCUCUACCCAUCAUCAUUCCCAAGUUUGUUCCGUCAUCCGCAAGAAGUGGGAGGGACGGGGGCCAGCUGGGAAAACAGCAAGUCUGACUGAUGACAGUCAAAAAUAAGGCAUUUGGGAUGUUCUUCACACCAGUAAGUCUGCCUCAUUUACUGAAGAAACAUUAAGCCGGGGGGGGGGGG
Nothobranchius furzeri (turquoise killifish) is the source of this 5171-nucleotide messenger RNA. It is a transcript of the gene adnpb, whose product is annotated as activity-dependent neuroprotector homeobox b. The record is from RefSeq and is a predicted model, not a curated record. Gene Ontology annotation, cellular component: nucleus. Lineage: Eukaryota; Metazoa; Chordata; Actinopteri; Cyprinodontiformes; Nothobranchiidae. Gene Ontology annotation, molecular function: DNA binding. Gene Ontology annotation, biological process: regulation of gene expression.